GACAGCAGAGAGGAGGAGGAGGUUAUCCUGAGGUAAAGCGCCCUGAUGUCUCCGCUAAUCCUUUAGCUGCGCCCCAAAAAGACGGAAUUCAGUUUGUUCCGCGGUGACUCCAGGGGAUCCUAAUAAGGUGCGAGAUUUGCCAUGGCAUGUGAGGUGUGAGGAGCGGCCACCAUGAUCGGAGGACUGUUCAUCUACAACCACAAGGGGGAGGUACUGAUCUCCCGUGUGUACCGCGAUGACAUAGGAAGGAACGCGGUGGAUGCGUUCCGUGUGAACGUGAUCCACGCCCGGCAGCAGGUGCGCUCGCCUGUCACUAACAUCGCACGCACCAGCUUCUUCCACGUGAAGCGCUCCAACAUCUGGCUGGCAGCCGUCACCAAGCAGAAUGUCAACGCCGCCAUGGUGUUUGAGUUCCUCUACAAGAUGUGUGACGUGAUGGCGGCCUACUUCGGCAAGGUCAGCGAGGAGAACAUCAAGAACAACUUCGUCCUCAUCUACGAGCUCCUGGACGAGAUCCUGGACUUCGGAUAUCCCCAGAACUCAGAGACCGGAGCACUGAAGACGUUUAUUACGCAGCAGGGCAUUAAGGGUCAGCAUCAGACAAAGGAGGAGCAGUCUCAGAUCACCAGCCAGGUGACUGGGCAGAUCGGCUGGCGCCGCGAGGGCAUCAAAUACCGCCGCAACGAGCUUUUCCUGGACGUGCUGGAGAGCGUCAACCUGCUCAUGUCUCCACAAGGUCAGGUGCUGAGCGCGCACGUGUCGGGCCGGGUGGUGAUGAAGAGUUACCUGAGCGGGAUGCCUGAGUGCAAGUUUGGUAUGAACGACAAGAUCGUCAUCGAUAAACAGGGAAAAAGCAGCGCAGGCGACGACACUGGAAAGAGCGGGAAGCAGUCUAUCGCCAUCGACGACUGCACCUUCCACCAGUGUGUGCGUCUCAGCAAGUUCGACUCGGAGCGCAGCAUCAGCUUCAUUCCUCCAGACGGAGAUUACGAGCUCAUGAGGUAUCGCACCACGAAGGACAUCAUCCUGCCGUUCCGCGUCAUCCCGCUGGUCCGCGAGGUCGGGCGCACCAAGCUGGAGGUCAAAGUCGUCAUCAAGUCCAAUUUCAAACCCGCUUUGCUGGCACAGAAGAUCGAGGUGCGCAUCCCCACCCCUCUGAACACCAGUGGCGUGCAGGUGAUCUGCAUGAAGGGCAAAGCCAAGUACAAGGCCAGUGAGAACGCCAUCGUCUGGAAGAUUAAGCGCAUGGCCGGAAUGAAGGAGUCUCAGAUCAGCGCUGAGAUCGAGCUGCUGCCCACCAACGAUAAGAAGAAGUGGGCUCGUCCUCCCAUUUCAAUGAACUUUGAGGUGCCGUUCGCUCCAUCCGGUCUGAAGGUUCGCUACCUAAAGGUGUUCGAGUCCAAGCUGAACUACAGCGACCACGACGUCAUCAAAUGGGUCCGCUACAUCGGCCGCAGCGGCAUCUACGAGACACGCUGCUGACCGCGUAACUAGCCGCCUCCCGUUCCGCACCUUUCCUCCGAGACAGGUGUAUGAGUUCAUCUAAACAAACAGUAGAGAAUUAUGCAAAUGUGAACCGUGUCCUGUGUGCAUGAGAGAGAGAGAGGGGUGUGAUGUGAGAAGGUCAGAGCGCUGCACGCCCUGUACAGAGGGUUUACUUUAGCAGAUAGCUGGUUGAAUCUGGGCGCGUACCAAAUGCCUUUUUAGAAUCCUAGCAACACAGCCGCGUGAGCGUCCUCCCUCACCGGAUGUUACAGUGCGUAGAGCGAUGGAGGAAGUGGUGCAGUGCUGUGAGGAUGGCUCAAUCGCGCUCUCUCUCUCUCUCUCUCUCUGUUUUAGUGUCUGAUCUUACUCUCUGUAACAGUAAACAUGCAUAUAUCAAUAUAUAAAAAAAAAAUUGGAA
Messenger RNA from Clarias gariepinus (North African catfish), 1903 nucleotides. RefSeq names its product adaptor related protein complex 2 subunit mu 1a (gene ap2m1a). The record is from RefSeq and is a predicted model, not a curated record. The coding region runs from base 172 to 1482 and encodes 436 amino acids. Gene Ontology annotation, molecular function: clathrin-cargo adaptor activity. Gene Ontology annotation, cellular component: AP-2 adaptor complex; cytoplasmic vesicle. The transcript is spliced from 12 exons. Gene Ontology annotation, biological process: clathrin-dependent endocytosis; intracellular protein transport. Lineage: Eukaryota; Metazoa; Chordata; Actinopteri; Siluriformes; Clariidae.